AAUAAUUCAGGUACUCAUGACCUUCCUUCCUUCCCCUUUGAGAAAACAAUCUUCUUCCUCAUUCGAUCCAGACCAAUUAAAAGCUUUCCCCUUUCCCCCUUCGUCUUCUCGCUGUCAAGCUUCCACCUUUCUCCACCACUCUCACUCUCCCAAAUCUCAAUCGCUCUCUCUCCGAUCAAAAACCCUCUCUCAGAUCUAAUGUCAGAAGGGUACGCGAUCGAGCUCUACUUCGACCCAGCGCUGGAGAACCAAGUCCUCAAAGCCUGGAACGUCUUCGCCCGCCGCCAAAUCAGCACCAAGCUCAUCACCACCGAGUCCCGCCCCCACCUCACCCUCCUCUCCACCUCCUUCCUCGACUCCUCCAAGCUCGAGCCCAUCCUCAAAGCCUUCGCGUCCAAGCAAGAGCCUCUCCCUCUCUCCUUCUCCUCCAUCGGGAGCUUCUCCGGCGACAACAACGCCCUCUUCCUCUCCCCCACGCCCUCCCUCUCCCUCCUCCAGCUCCAGGCUCAGCUAAUCGACGCUGUGAGGAAAGAAGGUUUCGAGAUCGGCGAGGAGUAUCGUCAGGACUCGUGGGUCCCGUUCUGUCCCGUGGCGGUCGAUGUGCCUCGGGCUCGUAUGGCUGAGGCUUUCUCGGUGUUGAGGGACUUGAAGAUGCCCGUGAGUGGGUAUGCGAUGGAUGUUGGGGUCGUUGAGUUCUCUCCUGUUCGUGAAGUCUUCUCUUUUGCUCUUGGUAACAACUUGGAGUAGUCUUGAUUGUUCUCAGUUUGUGUCUUAAUGUUGGUUUUUUUAGCUUAUUGGGUUUAUGUAAUUUGAUGGAACAGUACAGAAAGCUAUGUACUUUGCUUAAGAACUUAGCUGUUUUGUGUCUGUUUCAGUAUUGUGUUGGAUCAGGUUUUAUAUAAAAGAUUUGAUCUUUCUUGUUC
Brassica oleracea var. oleracea is the source of this 923-nucleotide messenger RNA. RefSeq lists its product as uncharacterized. Lineage: Eukaryota; Viridiplantae; Streptophyta; Magnoliopsida; Brassicales; Brassicaceae. The transcript has a single exon. The record is from RefSeq and is a predicted model, not a curated record. Bases 199 to 747 code for a protein of 182 amino acids.